CUUGGGGUGCAUGCGCAGAGAUCCUGUUGGGUUUCAAUAUGGCGGCUUGUCUGGUUGGCCGGUAGAAGCUACAGCAGAUAAUUGAUCGAGUUUCUCUUUAUUUUACUGCUUUUAUUGUUUGUUUUUGGGAAUUUUUUUUGUAGUGUUUAUAUUCCUGGUGUGAUAGGGGCCCUUCGUAGAUGCCAAUUCUUCGGAAUUACUCCCACCUCGAAGACGGAGAUAUGUCGCAGGAUAGUGAUAAUACCGAGCACAGCUCAGUUUCUGGAGACAGUGGAGCUGAUCACAGUGACAGCGAUGACUCCUCCACAAUGGAUGAGGACGACAAUGAGAGGAGGAGGAUCGAGUGUCAGGAGAAGGUCGAUGUGCUUGAGAGGCAAUUUGGAUUGCUCAAGGAACAGCUUUAUCACGAGCAAAUAGCUCAACUGAACCUGAAAGUCCAGGAGAUAGAAAACGAAACCGCCGAGGAAUACUCAGUGCCCCUGAUAGAUCUCCAGGAGAAGAUGGAGACGAAGAUAGAAGUGGCAGAGGUGCUCCAGCAGAUGAGACGUAAGAACAUUCAGCACAAGUACGAGGGGGAGAAAAAAGCAGCUGAAGACAACUUGAAGAACGAGAAGACUAUUCUGAGGAAUUCGAUAUACAGUGAUCUCCAGGAGAAAAUCCGGAGGCUGGAGGAAGAUAAGAAUCUUGUGGACAUUCAUGAGGACUUGUGGCUGAGCUCCACUGGUAGAAGAAGAAGAGGACUCAACAAAAGAAGACGCACUGUUUACGUAACAGGACCUUAUAUCGUCUACAUGCUCGAUGAACCUGACAUCCUGGAGGAUUGGGCGCUAAUCAGAAAAAGUCUGAGCAGUCGAAAUGCCGGCAUAAUGCUUCACAACCGUACGAGAGGUUUUUUCGGUUAUUGGGUAUUUAUGGGGAGCAUUCGUCAAUUAUGAUGGGUUGAUGUUUGGAAAGUUCCUUCUGAUGGGAAUUUUUCGAUUCCACGAGGAGAAAUAUUCAAUAACAAUGACCUAUCGACUUCAUAAUCACAUGUGGAGAGCACUAAUGAGCAUUUUCCCUGAUUUUUGCGGGGAAAAGUCGAGAUAUUAACAUCAAAGCGAAGUCAAUAAACGUCCAACAGACGGAGAAAAACAUUCAAUAAAAAUUACGAUUCAUUUUCGGUUUUUUUAUCUGAAAUUUCGCUUCAAAAUUAUGAUUUCAUCAUUAAAAUUUGUUCAGUAAUUUCUGUAAUUGGUUAACUUGAGUUCUGGAAUUUUUAUUAAAUAUUUAAUUCCAUGCGAGAAUUACAUCACGAGCCUUUCGUAUUUGUUAUCAGGCCUUUAUAAUCGCUCGUGAAGUACAGAACUUGCACGUAAUUUUUAUUUAUUUUUUCCCUGCGUGCGGUGAUAGAGACACACGCGCCGACCAUUCAGCGGAAAAAUAAUUAAAUUGCUUGGAUAUCAUUAACCGCGAUGAAAUAACCAUUUAUCAGUUGACAAUUUUCCCACCAAUAAUUGUCCCCACAUCCAUCCCAACUAAAAAAAUAAACCGACAAAUUUCCCGGAGGUUUCGCUUUUCCCUCGCGUCUGUCUAUCAAAUGGAAAACCGAAAAAGCCCUUUGUAAUUAACGGAUACAAUGUAAUUUGUUAUUUCCAAUGGAAUAACAUUUUAGCCACAACUGCAAAUGCUACCCCAUCCCGGCAAACAAAUUUUCCUCGAUUAAUGGAACGCACGCCACCACCAUUAUCAAAUAAAUAUCCAUUAUAACCGUUCACUGACA
This is a messenger RNA of Diachasmimorpha longicaudata, 1759 nucleotides long. RefSeq names its product breast cancer metastasis-suppressor 1-like protein. Bases 180 to 935 code for a protein of 251 amino acids. The record is from RefSeq and is a predicted model, not a curated record. Gene Ontology annotation, cellular component: Sin3-type complex. Gene Ontology annotation, biological process: negative regulation of transcription by RNA polymerase II. Gene Ontology annotation, molecular function: histone deacetylase binding. NCBI's taxonomy places the organism in Eukaryota, Metazoa, Arthropoda, Insecta, Hymenoptera, Braconidae. The transcript has 4 exons.